This is a messenger RNA of Miscanthus lutarioriparius, 450 nucleotides long. Lineage: Eukaryota; Viridiplantae; Streptophyta; Magnoliopsida; Poales; Poaceae. The record is from the annotation of a GenBank genome assembly.
AUGCUCCACGUGGGAGCGGCGCGGGUGAAGGUGACGUCUCUCCCGGCGAGCUUCCCCCGCGACAGCAAGAACAACCAUCCGUACAACGAUCAUCGGUACCUCUUGGCGACGGCUUCGGCGGGCGGAAACCCCGUCGUGCUCGUUGCCGACAUCGACAAGAUAUCCGGCUUGGAGCAGUCGAAGCACACCAAGAUGUGGAAGUCGCGGCCGCAGGUGGUGAUAGAGAACGAGAUGAUCCUGGGGUUCAAUGACGGUGGCCUGGCCGAGCUGAUCGAGAAGGAGAGGAGGUGGUUGAAUAGGAAGCAUGUCCCAGAGCUAUUGUGGUUUGGUGAGAGGAGCGGCGUCGUGCUCAUUCGGAUUCAUGGCUUCUGUUUUCUCUGUCUGGAUCUCCACUCCAAGAAGAUCGUCAGAUGCUUCUGCUCGGAUCGUCGGAUGCAAUACGCAAAGUGA